Messenger RNA from Malaya genurostris, 2361 nucleotides. RefSeq lists its product as uncharacterized. Gene Ontology annotation, biological process: DNA integration. NCBI's taxonomy places the organism in Eukaryota, Metazoa, Arthropoda, Insecta, Diptera, Culicidae. Gene Ontology annotation, molecular function: nucleic acid binding. The record is from RefSeq and is a predicted model, not a curated record. Bases 1 to 2361 code for a protein of 786 amino acids. The transcript has a single exon.
AUGCAGCCAAUAGUUGAAGUACGAGAUUACAACACUAAACGUACAGUGCUUUCGGAUACAGCAAGAAUCUUCGACCCGCUCGGCCUUUUGGAACCAGUGACCGUUGUGGCCAAACUAUUCGUCCAAGAGCUUUGGGCCUACGGUGUAAAUUGGGACGAGCGCCUGAUGGUGGAACAGGAAAAUAAAUGGAGAAAAUUUCAAGAGUCUUUGCAGGAGAUUAACGAAUUGGAGAUACCACGAAGGGCUAUCGCAGACGGCGCCCUAGUGUACGAAAUUCAUGGUUUUUCGGAUGCUAGCAAGAAAGCAUAUUGUGCAUGCGUGUAUCUUCGGAGCAUCAUGCCCGAUGGCAAGGCUGAAAUGUAUCUUCUGAGCAGUAAAACUCGUGUGGCGCCGUUACCGAAGUUGUCUGGGAAACGCAAUACUAAACCUUUCACUAUUCCGAGAGCAGAAUUGUGCGGUGCUCAUUGGCUUUCUAAAUUGGUCACAACUCUAAUUGAUGCUAUAGAUCUGGAACUCAACGGCGUCUUUCUUUGGUGUGACUCUCAAAUCGUGCUUUGUUGGCUACAAAAAUCUCCAGUUAAUCUGGAAGUAUUUGUCGGAAACAGAGUGCGUGAGAUUCAACAGCUGACGAAACAUUAUGAAUGGCGAUACGUUAACACAAGAGACAACCCCGCACAUAUCGCAUCCCGUGGAGUCACACCAUUAGAACUGAAACAGUCAAUUGUUUGGUGGCGCGGACCAGCAAUGCUGCAGAAUGUUAACUACGAGUAUCAUCAGUUCGAGCAAAACAAUUUUAACGAGCAGGAAUUAGAAUUGGUUGACUUAACAUGUGCAUACGUUGCCGCGCACACAGAAGUAAACGAGUUGUUGACGAGAUACAGUGACUUUAGGAAACUACAACAGAUGGCAGCAUACAUCUAUCGUUUCGUGAACAACUGCCGAAUGAAGGAAAGAAGUAAGCGAGUCACAGGAUAUCUGACAGUCGCAGAGUUACGAAAUGCAACAUACAAAAUCAUUGCGCAGGUUCAGCGCGAGGGUUUUGCAGCAGAGUUAGAAAUGUUUAGAAGAGGACAAAUGCAGAAAAGCAAAUUGCUGAAUUUGGCUCCAUUCAUCGACCACGAUGGGAUGCUGAGAGUUGGCGGGCGUCUGAAACAUGCCAAACUUCCGUAUGAUAGAAAGCAUCAAUUGUUAUUACCACAUAACCAUCAUGUGACUAAAAUACUAAUUUCAACGCUACAUUCAGAAAAUCUACACGUUGGACAGCAAGGUUUGCUGGCAAUAAUUCGUCAGCGUUAUUGGCCAGUUCGUGCAAAGUGCGUUAUUCGUCAAGUUGUAAGGCGGUGUGUUCGAUGUUUUCGAAUGCGCCCUCCUGAAACCGAGCAGUAUAUGGGUGAGCUGCCUGAUUACCGAGUAAACCCUUCGUUUCCAUUCUCCAGAACAGGCAUAGAUUAUGCAGGACCUUUCUUCAUUCGUCAAGGAGUUCGCCGUACAUCGAAGGUGAAGGCUUAUGUAGCGCUAUUCAUAUGUAUGUGUACCAAAGCCAUACAUCUCGAAUUAGUCUCCGGAUUAACAUCGGAAGCAUUCUUAGCUACUUUGCAAAGGUUCAUCGGACGACGCGGCUAUCCAGAAAGGUUGGUGUCGGACAACGCAACUAAUUUCAAGGGCGCACAAUCAGCGUUGCGUGAACUUCACGAGAUGUUUCAGUCGCAGCAAACAGAAAAUGUUAUCAACAAGUUUUGCUCAACAAGGGGGAUCCAAUGGUCGUUCAUUCCUCCUCGGUCGCCAAACUUUGGCGGCAUAUGGGAAGCUGGAAUUAAAGCAGCCAAAACCCAUCUUAAGAUAGUGCUGUGUGAAGCAUCUCUUAACUUUGAAGAAAUGAGUACAGUGUUGACUCAAAUUGAGGCAGUGCUCAAUUCCAGACCGCUAACACAGUUGUCCAGCGAUGCUGAUGACCUGUCUGCUUUGACGCCAGCUCAUUUUUUGGUGGGUCAUGAACUAACAGCUGUUCCGGAGCCCAGUCUUCAAGAUGUAAGAGUGUCUUCCUUGUCUCGCUGGCAACAUCUACAGAAAUUAAGGCAAGAUUUUUGGGCUAGGUGGUCAUCUGAAUACUUGCACGAGUUGCAACCAAGGAGCAAGUGGUAUAAAAACAAGGUUGUUAUACGUCCAGGAAUGCUUGUAGUACUCAAGGAAGACAAUAUGGCGCCGCAGCAUUGGCGGCUCGGGCGCAUAACGGAGAUAUUCCCUGGAGCGGAGAAUUUGGUUCGCGUAGUUAAGGUUAAAACAGCAAGCGGAGAAGUACAUCGCUCGGUAAACAAAAUUUCGAUUCUGCCUAUCGAGGAUAACAAUAUAACGGAAGAUUGA